UUUUCCACCUUCGCUGUGGGACCGCAUGGAGUCGAGCAUGGACGGUUGCGAUGUCAGAAAAAAAGCAGCCGGUAGACUUGGGUCUCCUGGAGGAGGAUGACGAGUUCGAGGAGUUUCCUGCCGAAGAUUGGGCUGGUUUGGAUGAAGAUGAAGAUGCACAUGUCUGGGAGGAUAACUGGGAUGAUGACAAUGUAGAAGAUGACUUCUCCAAUCACUUACGAGCUGAACUAGAGAAACAUGGUUAUAAGAUGGAGACUUCAUAGCAUCUAGCAAAUAUUGAAGUAAACUUGAACUGUACACUAAAUUCUAGGACAAAGAAACCAGGAUGAGAUAUUUCUAAAAAAUAUAUGCAUUGUGUAUUUCAUU
Perognathus longimembris pacificus (Pacific pocket mouse) is the source of this 366-nucleotide messenger RNA. Its product is annotated as 26S proteasome complex subunit SEM1-like. Gene Ontology annotation, cellular component: proteasome regulatory particle, lid subcomplex; proteasome complex. Gene Ontology annotation, biological process: proteasome assembly; double-strand break repair via homologous recombination; mRNA export from nucleus. The transcript has a single exon. NCBI's taxonomy places the organism in Eukaryota, Metazoa, Chordata, Mammalia, Rodentia, Heteromyidae. The record is from RefSeq and is a predicted model, not a curated record. Bases 51 to 263 code for a protein of 70 amino acids.